This is a messenger RNA of Cuculus canorus (common cuckoo), 7937 nucleotides long. Its product is annotated as spectrin beta chain, non-erythrocytic 4-like. Gene Ontology annotation, biological process: actin cytoskeleton organization. NCBI's taxonomy places the organism in Eukaryota, Metazoa, Chordata, Aves, Cuculiformes, Cuculidae. Gene Ontology annotation, cellular component: cell junction; spectrin; cortical actin cytoskeleton. Gene Ontology annotation, molecular function: structural constituent of cytoskeleton; phospholipid binding; actin filament binding. The record is from RefSeq and is a predicted model, not a curated record.
CCGCGGCGGCGGCGAAAGCGCAGAGAGCGCAGAGAAGGGCGACAGCGGCGGCUCCGAUGGCGGCCGAACUGGACAACCCGGACCCGCAGAACAACAACAACAACGGUCCGUGGGAGGGAGGGGACGCGCGCGGCUGGGACGACACCACCGCCACCGCCAAACUCUUCGAGUGCUCCCGCAUCAAAGCCCUGGCUGAUGAGAGGGACGCGGUGCAGAAGAAGACCUUCACCAAGUGGGUGAAUUCCCACCUGGCGCGUGUCUCCUGCCGGAUCGGAGACCUCUACGCCGACCUCCGCGAUGGCUUCAUCCUCACCCGACUGCUGGAGGUCCUCUCUGGAGAGCAGUUGCCCAAGCCGACGCGGGGCCGGAUGCGGAUCCACUCUUUGGAGAACGUGGACAAGGCCUUACAGUUCCUCAAGGAGCAACGGGUCCACCUGGAGAACGUCGGCUCCCACGACAUCGUGGACGGGAACCACCGCCUCACCUUGGGCCUCAUCUGGACCAUCAUCCUCCGCUUCCAGAUCCAGGUGAUCAAAAUCAAGACCGAGGACAACCGGGAGACGCGUUCGGCCAAAGACGCUCUUCUGCUCUGGUGUCAGAUGAAGACCUCGGGUUACCCCGAGGUGAACAUCCAGAACUUCACCACCAGCUGGAGGGACGGUUUGGCCUUCAACGCUCUCAUCCACAAGCACAGACCGGAUCUCGUCGACUUCCACAAGUUGACCAAGUCCAACGCCACCUACAACCUCCACACGGCCUUCAACACGGCCGAGCAGCACCUGGGGCUCAGCAAACUCCUCGACCCCGAGGACGUCAACAUGGAGGACCCCGAUGAGAAGUCCAUCAUCACCUACGUGGUGUCCUUCUACCACUACUUCUCCAAGAUGAAGGCGUUGGCUGUGGAAGGGAAGCGCAUUGGGAAGGUCCUGGACCAAGCCAUGGAGAUCGAGGCCAUCAUCGCCCGCUACGAGGCGCUGGCGGCCGACCUUCUGGCCUGGAUCCACCACACCAUCACCAUCAUCAGCAACCAGAAGUUCGCCAACUCCUUGACGGGGGUCCAGCAGCAGCUCCAGGCCUUCACCGCCUUCUGCACUCUGGAGAAACCCAUCAAGUUCCAGGAGAAGGGCAACCUGGAGGUCCUGCUCUUCACCAUCCAAAGCAAACUACGGGCCACCAACCGCAAACUCUACGUCCCGAGAGAGGGCAACGCCAUCUCCGACGUCAACAAGGCCUGGACGUGCCUGGAGAAGGCGGAGCACGAGCGGGAGGUCCUCCUGCGCAACGAACUGAUCCGUCAGGAGAAACUGGAGCUCUUGGCCCAACGCUUCGACCACAAAGUCGCCAUGAGGGAAACGUGGUUGAACGAGAACCAACGUUUGGUGUCACAGGACAACUUUGGGUACGACCUCCCCGCGGUGGAGGCGGCCAUGAAGAAGCACGAGGCCAUCGAAGCCGACAUCUCGUCCUACCAAGAGCGCAUCCAAGCGGUGGUGGAGUUGGCGCUGGAGAUGGAGGCCGACGGUUACUACGACACCAAACGCAUCAGCGCUCAGAAGGACAAUGUCCUCCGGCAGUGGAGACUUUUGACCGAGUUGGUCGGCGCCCGAAGGUCCCGUCUGGAGCAGAACUUGACGCUGCAGAAGAUCUUCCAGGAGAUGGUCUACAUGAUCGAUUGGAUGGAGGAGAUGCAGGUGUUGUUGGUGUCCAAAGAUCUGGGGAAGCAUCUGCUGGAGGUGGAGGACCUUCUGCAGAAGCAUGGGCUGCUGGAGGCCGACAUCGCCGCCCAGGCCGAGCGAGUGAAGGCCCUCAACGCCGCAGCGCUCAAGUUCUCCGAGUUGGAAGGCUACCAACCGUGUGACCCUCAGGUCAUCCGCAACCGCGUCCACCACGUCCAGACGUGUUUGGAGGAGCUCGGCGAGUUGGCGGCCAAGAGACGCAAAGAGUUGGAGGAUUCUCGUCAGCUUUGGGCCUUCUUCCAAGAGGUGGAGGAGGCCGAGGCGUGGAUCGGCGAGAAGGAGAAGAUUUUGGCCACCAAGACCUGCGGCCGAGACCUCAGCAGCGUUUUGGCUUUGACCAACAACCACAAGACCAUGCUGGGCGAGUUGGGCAACCGCCGCGCCCUCCUACACCAAACCAUGAAGAAGGGCGAGCAGAUCUUGGCCAAGAAACGCCUCGGUCCCGGUGGGAUCCAGGAGAAGAUGCGAGAGGUCCGCCUUCGCUGGAAGAAGCUGGAAGAGGUGAUGGGACUCCACCAGCAACGUCUGCAGGAGGCCCUCAACUUCUUCCAGUUCAGCGCCGAGACGGACGAUUUGGUGCGGUGGCUGCAGGACAUCUACCGCAUCGUCUCCAGCGAUGACUUCGGUCACGACGAUUACUCCACUCAAGGGCUUCUCCGGAAGCAUCGGACGGUGGUGGAAGAGGUGGAGAAGCACCGAGCGGCCGUGGUGGCCCUCAGGAAGCAGUUGGCUCUUUUGGCCCCCACCCACGGCCAAGAGGUGGAGGUGCAGAUCCGGGUGGUGGAGGUGGAGCAGCUCUACGGAGAAGUGGUGGAAGUGGCCGUCCUGAGGCAGCAGUGGCUCCAGGACGCUUUGGCCGUCUACCGGAUGUUCAGCGAGGUCCACGCCUGCGAGGUGUGGGUGGACGAGAAGGAGCAGUGGUUGCAGAGGAUGGAAGUGCCCGAAGAACUGGACGAGGUCGAGGUGGUCCAACAUAGGUUUGAAAGUCUGGACCAGGAGAUGAACAGCGUGAUGGGACGUAUUUUGGACGUCAAUCAAGUGGUGCAGCAGUUGGUGGAUGGAGGUCAUCCAAGUUCCGAGGAGGUCCGGGCUUGUCAGGACCACCUCAACAGCAGGUGGAACCGUGUGGUGGAACUGGUGGAGCGUAAGAAGAACCAACUCAGCUCCGUCCUGAAGAUCCAGAACUACCUCCUGGAGUGCAGCGAGAUGAAGGCCCAAGUGCGGGAGAAGAGAAAGGCCAUCGAGGCCACCCAAUCCGGUGGCGGUGACCUGGGUGGGAUCUUGGCUCUGCAACGCCGCCUCUCCACCAUGGAGGCGGCUUUGGUGGUGUUGGAACCGCGGUUGGUGGAGCUUCAACGAGAAGGUGAAAUCUUGGCCGCCGCUCACCCUGGAAGAGCUUUGGAGAUUUUGGUGCCCUUCGAGGAGAUCAGUGAAGAGUGGGAGAACCUCAAGAGGGCUCUUCAAGGCUGUGAGGACUCCUUGACGGUGGCCGGUCGCUUCCAACAGUUCAUCCAAGACUUGGACAACUUCCUUGGGUGGUUGGUGAAGACCCAAACGGCCGUGGCUUCCGAGGAGGUCCCCGAGAGUUUGAGUCAAGCGGAGAAGUUCCUCAACCACCACGCGGCCCUCAAAGAGGAGAUCAACGGCUACGAAGAGGACUACGUCAAGAUCCAAGCGGCGAGCGACCUCCUGGCCCUGGAGGAGACCGAGGUGCCCUCCGUGUCGCUGCAGCGGUGGCUCCAGAAGCUCGACGCCGGGUGGGCGAAGCUCCUCCAGAGCUGGGACGCCCGGCGGGAGGUCUUGGUCCAAGCCCACGUCUUCCACCUCUUCCUCCGAGAUGUCCACCAGUGCGAGUCGAGCCUCUACAAUCAGGAGUCGACGUUGGUCCACGUGGAGCUCCCGGAGACGGUGGAAGGGGUGACCAACGCCAUCAAGAAGCACAAAGACUUCAUCACCACUAUGGACCUCAACCUCCAGAAGAUCCAAGUGACCCUCCAAGCCGGAGAGAACCUCCAGCGGCAAAGCCACCUCUACGGCCACCGCGUGGCCGAGGCCGUGGAAGGGCUCCGAGCUAAGAGCCACCGCAACUACCAGUUGGCCCAAGAGUGGAUGCGACGGCUGCAGGACCACCUCGAGCUCCAGAAGUUCCUCCAAGACUGCCACGAGCUGCAUGGGUGGAUGCAGGAGAAGACCUUAAUGGCCGGGGACCCCACCAGGGACCCCCCCCCGCGCCCCCCCAAACCUUGGCUGAAGCCUCAGGCGUUCCUGGUGGAGCUGGAACAGAGCAAGGAGUGGUUGGAGAAGAUCGAGAAGGAAGGUGCGGAGCUCCUGAAGGCCAAACCCGAGUUGGCCGAGGCCGUUGGGGCCCAACUGGAAGAGCUGCGGCGAUGUUGGGGGGAGUUGGAGGCCUCCACGCAGGCCCGGACGCGGCGCUUGGCCGAAGCCGCGGCCGCCCGGCGCCUGGCCCGGAGCUACGCUGAGAUGGAGGCCAAGUUGGGCACUCUGGAGGAGCAGCUGCAGAGCGUGGGAGCGGGGCCGGACCUCCACAGCCUCAGCACGCAGCUCCGACGGCUGCAGACGAUGGAGUCGCAGGUGGAGGAGUGGUCCAAGGAGGUGGGGGAGCUGCAGGCGGCGGCGGCGGCACUGCCGGCCCAGGCCGUGGGCGCCGAGGCGGUGGGAGAGCGGCAGAACGCGGUGGGGACGCGCAUCGUCCGCCUCAUCGAACCCCUCAAGGAACGGAGGAGGAUCCUCCUGGCUUCCAAGGAGGUCCAUCAGGUCAGCCACGAGCUGGAGGACGAGGUGCUGUGGGUGCAGGACCGCCUGCCCUUGGCCACGCUGAAGGACCACGGCACCAACCUCCAGACGGUCCAGCAGUUCAUCAAGAAGAACCAGAACCUCCGCCGGGAGAUCCAGGUCCACCGACCUCGCGUGGAGGAGGUUCUGGAACGCGCCCGAGCUGUGGCCUCCAUCAAAAGCCCCGAGGCUGAAGGAGUCCGACGUCUUCUGGAGCACUUGGAGACGACGUGGGGGGAGCUCCAAGAGCAGACCGAGCUCCGGCAGCAGACCUUGGAUGCCACCUACCAGCUGGAGCAGUACUACUUCGACGUGGCCGAGGUGGAGUCGUGGUUGGGCGAGCAGGAGCUUCUCUUGAUGAGCGAAGAGAAGGGGAAGGACGAGCAGAGCACUCUCCAACUCCUCAAGAAACACCUCCUGACGGAACAGACGGUGGAGAACUACGAGGAGACCAUCGGUCAACUGUCCCGUCAAUGCCGGGCGCUUCUGGAGCUCGGCCACCCUCAAAGCGAACAGGUCAGCAGGCGGCAGUCGCAGGUUGACCGACUCUACGUGUCUCUGAAGGACCUGGUGGAGGAACGCAAAGCCAAGUUGGAGCAGCAGUAUUGGCUCUACCAGCUCAACCGCGAGGUGGACGAGCUGGAGCACUGGAUCGCCGAGAAGGAGGUGGUGGCCGGCUCGCCGGAGCUGGGGCAGGACUUCGAGCACGUCACGCUCCUCCAGGAGAAGUUCCUGGAGUUCGCCAGCGAGACGGGCAGCGUCGGGCAGGAGCGCAUCGCCGCCGUCAACCAGAUGGUGGACGAACUCAUCGACUACGGCCACGCCGACGCCGCCACCAUUGCCGAGUGGAAGGACGGCGUCAACGAAGCUUGGGCGGAUCUUCUGGAGCUGAUGGAGACGCGGGCGCAGAUGUUGGCCGCUUCUCACGAGCUCCACAAGUUCUUCAACGACUGCAAAGAGGUUUUGGGUCAAAUCGAGGAGAAACGGCAACGUCUGCCGGAGCUGGCGGCUCGCGAGGGCAGGACCUCGGCCACCGCCCUGCAGCGGGCGUUGGGGGCCUUCGAGCACGACGUGGAGGUCCUGGUGACCCAAGUGCGGCAGCUCCAAGAAGGGGCGGCGCAGUUGAGGACCCUCUACGCUGGGGACAACGCCGAAGCCAUCGCCGGAAGGGAGCAGGAGGUGUUACGGGCGUGGAAGGAGCUCCUGGCGGCGUGCGAGGAGUGUCGGCUCCACGUGGCGAGCGUCGCCGAGAAGAUCCGCUUCGUCGGCACCGUCAGAGACCUUCUGGCUUGGAUGGACGGUGUCCUCUGCCAGAUUGGCGCCGGCGAGAAGCCGAGGGACGUCUCCUCGGUGGAGCUGCUGAUGAACGACCACCAAGGGCUGAAGAGCGAGAUCGAGGCCCGCGGCAAGAGCAUCGCCGCCUGCUUGGAGCUGGGCAAGAGCCUUCUCCUCAGCAAGAGCCCGGCGGCCGACGAGAUCAAAGCCCACGUGGAGAAGCUGUUGGCCAAGAAGAAGGAGAUGCUGGAGAAGUGGGACAACCACUGGGAGCGGCUGCAGCAGAUGCUGGAGGUCCACCAGUUUGCCCAGGAGGCCGUGGUGGCCGACGCUUGGCUGACGGCGCAGGAGCCUCUGCUGAAGAGCCAGGAGUUGGGCAGCAGCGUGGACGAGGUGGAGCAGCUCAUCCGGCGGCACGAGGCCUUCCGCAAAGCCGCCGCCGCCUGGGAGGAGAGGUUCAGCUCCUUGCGGCGUCUCACCACGCUGGAGAAGCUCAAAGCGGAGCAGCACCAACAGCCGCCGACGCCGCUCCUGACCCGUAAAUUCCUGGUGGACCCUCCGGUUGGGCCGUUGCCGGGAGGCCCCGUCUGCCGCCGCCCGGAGCCGCGCGUCGCCUACGUUCGCCACCAACUCCACCCCGAACGCCUCCAACCGGCGCUCGACCGCCUCCACGGCCCUCCUGGCGACGGCGCUCCCGAUGGGGACCCUCUUCCGCCCUCCACCGCCGACGCCGCUCCGGUGCCCCCCAAGACGGAAGAACCCGGAGAGGGGAGAGCGGCACUUCUGGAACGGCGCCGGGAGCGGCGCGAGCGGCGCUUGGAGAGACAGGAGUCGAGCGAAGCGGAGCCGCCGCGGCACAACGGCAAAGGCGGCGCCAAAGCCACUCUGGCCGACAUCGUGGAGCAGCUGCAGGAGAAGGAGGCAGCGGCGCCCGCCCCAGCGCCGCCCCCAGAGCGUCCGUCUCCGUCUCGGCUGCCGAUGGGUCCGGAGGCCCUCCCGGAUCGGAGCCCUCGGCCGGAGCGCCCCCGCGCUCGCGAUCGCCCCAAACCGCGCCGGCGGCCGCGCCCCAAAGACACCGCUCCGGGGGACCCUCGGAGGUCGCGGUCGGCGCCGGCGCAGGGAAGUGUCCCCCCCCCGGCCCCGCCCCCCGCCCACACCGUCCACCACGAGGGGUUCCUCUUCCGGAAGCACGAGUUGGAUGGACCCAACAAGAAGGCGUCCAACAGGUCGUGGGUGAACCUCUACUGCGUCCUGAGCAAAGGUGACCUCGGCUUCUACAAGGACUCCAAAGGCCCAACCACCGGCACCACCCACGGUGGAGAACCUCUCCUCAACCUCCACAACUCCAGCAGCGAAGUGGCCAACGACUACAAGAAGAAGAAGAACGUCUUCAAGCUCAAGACCAGCGAUGGAAGCGAGUUCCUCUUGCAAGCCAAGGAUGAGGAGGACAUGCGGGGGUGGCUGCAGGCGCUGGCGUCCUCGGCGCAGGAACACGCCGAGCUGGCGCGAUGGAGUCAGGGCCUCCUCACCACCUCCUCCACCGACGAGGGACUUCCCCGGCGCGAGGGCGACCGACGUCCCAGCGCCUCCACCCGGAGGAAGUGACGCCCCCAGCACCCACUUUUGGACCUCCCCCACCCCAUUUUUGGGGUCCCCCCCACUUUCGGGGUCCCCCCACCCCAAGAACGGAGAGGAACCGCCUCAGACCUGGUGACCCCAAAGGUGGUGGGAACAUCAGGUGGUGGUGGGACCUCUCAAAUCUUAGGUUCUUCCACCCACUUUUGGGGUCCCUCACCCACUUUUGGACCUCCCCCAUCCCAUUUUUGGGGUCCCCCCCACUUUCGGGGUCCCCCCACCCCAAGAACAGAGAGGAACCGCCUCAGACCUGGUGACCCCAAAGGUGGUGGGAACAUCAGGUGGUGGUGGGACCUCCCAAAUCUUAGGUCCUUCCACUCACUUUUGGGGUCCCCCACAUACUUUUGGGGUCCCUCACCCACUUUUGGACCUCCCCCACCCCAUUUUCGGGGUCCCUCCCACUUUUGGGGUCCCCCCACCCCAAGAAUAGAGAGGAACCGCCUCAGACCUGGUGACCCCAAAGGUGGUGGGACCUCCCAAAUCUUGGCCCCCCCUCAC